AUGUCAAAGCGGAACGGAAGUACUGCGACGCAAGAGUAUGAGGGGAGUGUGAUCAAAUGUUUUAUGGACGAUGCUGGACCACCAUGUCGACGGUGUAAAGAGAAGAAGCUGAGCAACUGCGCCGUUAGCAAGAACCUACAAACCAUUAUCGAUGAAAAGACAGAGUUAUCUGAAGCCAUGCUAUCAGAUCUUGACCAGGUGUACACAGCAGUCAAGGAGAUGAGAAGUAUAAUGGGCUUACCAGAAAUACCGCCAUUACAGACGUCCCGGAUGAACAAGCGAAAGGACUCGUCAGUACCGCCACCACAAGAGUCAACGACUCUUCAACUGGAGGACAAUUAUGGCCCAUCAUGUGACAACUCACCGAAACUCACGCCCGAAGACGAUAGGUUGCCCCAUGCGCCUAUUCAUUCUCUAUAUACACUGACUAGAAUGAGAGCGCUUCGGUCACCGGGCAGUGGGAAUGAGAAUCCGAGUCAAGCCAUCAAUGACUUCAUUUCACAAGGACAGAUCUCACUGGCUGAUGCUGAGCGGUUGUUUUGUGUUUAUCGAGAUCGCCUUGACGGGUUCAUCUACUCUAUCGGCUGCCCCUAUAAAACCCUCGAGCAGCUUCGUCGGAAGUCAUCAAUCCUAUGUGCGGCAACUCUCACCAUCGCAGCGCUUCACGACCCAGCUGCCGAUAAAGUAUAUGGCAUUUGCAAUUCUGAACUCCGGCGAUUGACCGAGAAGUCAAUGCUGCAACGACAAGGCGACAGGGACUACUUCCGAGCUCUCAGCAUCGCUUCAUACUGGCUUAGUGAUCUGUCGUGGACAUUGUCAGGCCAUGCAAUCCGACGAGCUGCAGAAUGCAAUAUCCACAACAGCUACAGUCUAGCCAUAAAGGACCAAUCCGAAGAAGCCAUGGACUCUGCUCGAAUCUGGUCUAUUCUUUAUAUCUGCGACCAGCACCUUGCUAUUCUUUACGAUAGACCGGCGAUUAUCCAGGACGAUUGGCUUACGCAAGACUGGGAAGGCAUCUUAAACUGUCCUUUGGCUACGGACCAAGAUGAAAGACUCAUGAGUCAGGUCGAGUUGAUGGGUAUCUUGCGUAACAUACGACGAUUAUUCGGGCCUGAUAAAGGAGAGGAGAUUCCUAGAUUGUAUCUGAGUCAGAUAGGGCACUAUCAUCGGCAGCUUGAUCAGUGGAUCACGAAAUGGACCGAUAGGCUCCCAGAGGGCCAUCCCAAUAUUGGCGCGUUUCCACGAAAAGGAGCUCUCUUCCACUUCCACCUCGCCCAACUAUACCUCUACUCACAUGUCUUCCGUGGCCAGUCCAACCAAAUACCCAGCCAUUUCCUCGAUACAGCCUCAAUGGCAGUAACUUCAGCAUCAGCCAUCAUCGACAUCCUCCUCACCGACCCUGAUCUGUCCACAAGCAUCGUUGGUAUACCAUCUUAUCUUCUCUCUAUGACAGCAUUCGCAGCCAUGUUUCUCGCCAAAGUCUCACAUAAAUACGGGGAUAACCUGUUCAGACGUGAUCAAGCGCUGGAUCAGAUUACACGACUAAUCAGCCAUUUCAGAUCGUUGUCUAUGGGCAAGUGGCAUCUGGCCAAUCUCAUGAUUAGAGGUUUGGAGACUGUGACUAGUCUUUUGACCUCGCAUGGUGUUCAAGAUAAAGUCCAGAAUGCCAUUUCAUCAAUGAUGCCUGGAAAUGAGGCCAAUCAAAGCCUUGAAGAUGUCUAUAACACUAACCCUGAUAUGUUUACCGGUAUGGAUGGAACUACAAUACCUACAUGGGACACGACUUUCGGCUUAUCACCCAUCUUUGGCUUUGAUCCAUCAUUCCUCGAUGUAGAUGGGUAUAUGCAGUCGAUGGCUAUCUUUCCAAACACCGAAGGAACCUGAAGGAGUAUCUCAAUUGAUUGGUAUUCAUCUAUGUAUUUAUCCCAAACCUCUAUGCGCUUCUUUU
Molecule: messenger RNA, 1948 nt
Organism: Fusarium oxysporum Fo47
Lineage: Eukaryota; Fungi; Ascomycota; Sordariomycetes; Hypocreales; Nectriaceae
Product: fungal specific transcription factor domain-containing protein
Exons: 4
Coding region: 1-1884 (627 amino acids)
Biological process (GO): DNA-templated transcription
Molecular function (GO): DNA binding; zinc ion binding
Source: RefSeq, a predicted model, not a curated record